AUGACUCUCGUUUUGGUUGUCUACUCCGAAGCAAUAUAUGACAAUGAUGAGGAAUCAUUUCGAAUGAAAAUUCGUCAAAUAGAAGACGACGACGAAGAAGAAGAAAAUGCUCCAUUUAAUAAUUCAGAAGAUGAUGAUAAUGAUGAAAAGAUCGAAAAUGUUCGUCGAAAAUUUUCACCAUGUGAACCUUGUGGCUUGUUACGUCGUUCUUGUUGUUUUCCAAAUUUAUGUCAACAUCGAUCUGGUCAAAUAAGCCAAUGCCUCAAAGUAUAA
Rotaria sp. Silwood1 is the source of this 273-nucleotide messenger RNA. Lineage: Eukaryota; Metazoa; Rotifera; Eurotatoria; Philodinida; Philodinidae. The record is from the annotation of a GenBank genome assembly.